This is a messenger RNA of Daphnia magna, 2802 nucleotides long. RefSeq names its product neuronal PAS domain-containing protein 2. NCBI's taxonomy places the organism in Eukaryota, Metazoa, Arthropoda, Branchiopoda, Diplostraca, Daphniidae. Gene Ontology annotation, molecular function: DNA-binding transcription factor activity, RNA polymerase II-specific; protein dimerization activity; RNA polymerase II cis-regulatory region sequence-specific DNA binding. Gene Ontology annotation, biological process: regulation of transcription by RNA polymerase II. The record is from RefSeq and is a predicted model, not a curated record. Gene Ontology annotation, cellular component: cytoplasm; nucleus; aryl hydrocarbon receptor complex.
CAUUCGUCUAGAGUUGUGCGUCGAGACCAGGCUGGCUGUUUUGUUAGUUGUGUCCGUCGCAAUUUCAGGGGUUUCUGCUUUGAUCGAAAAAGACGAUCUUCGUCCAUCUUGAAGAAAAGUGAACAAAAGUGAAGCUCUACUUUGAAUUGGAAUCAAAGAUGGCGCAGUAUCAAACAUGGUAAAAGCUGCAGCAACAACGCCUCUAAUGGUCGUCUCUGUUUUCCGAGUGCGUGGUUGUGCCGUCAGCUCGUCUUCUCUCCACUAGUUUUUCAGUGUCGGUAGCUCUAGAAUUUUCCCGAAAAAGUUGAAAACGAUAACUUUGGAUACGACACAGACACACACAGUUUAGAGCCGCUAUUGCAUAAUGUGGAAUCGUGAUGGAGGCCACAACCUUGCAGCAAACCUGACCUCGUGAUGGGAAAUGAUUAGGUCAUUAUUACGUGCCAUCGAUUGUGGCCUUACCAAGAAGCAUCCCUAGUAACAAACGAUUGGAAACAUAGUGAAUCAUGGACAAAAUGAGCGAGACAUUACCAAGUUCGAGCCGGGAGAUGCGGAAUCGUGCGGAGAAGCAACGGCGUGACAAGCUCAAUGCCUACAUUUCGGAGCUUUAUAGUCUCGUUCCGUCAGCGGCUGCCGCCCCUAGGAAGCUGGACAAGACGAGCACGCUCCGUCUUUCGGCAAAUUUUUUGCGCAUCCAUCAAAAUGUGGAUUUACGAAUGAAGCCGUACAACCGAUGGAAUGCUUUAGCUGGUCAUUCAAUCUUAGAGAAAUUGGACUCCUUUUUGCUUGUCGUCUCGUGCUGCUCUGGCAAGAUCAUCUACGUCACGGAUCGAGUGGAGAAAUUGCUCGGACAUGCGCAGGUCGAUAUGAUGGGCUACCAGUUAUCCUGUUUUGUCCACCAGGCAGAUCAAGAUGCAAUUGAAAAACGGCUCAGUGCUUUUGCUGCACAAGUGGCUGCUAAUCCAGAUGCUUCAGAUUCUGCCGAUGGACAAGUCUAUUCAUUCGAAUGUCGCCUAGCCGGACGCCAACUCAGUCGGGGCGAACCGACCGUCUAUGAACGGGUCAGUGUCUCAGGGACUUUUCGAGGCCCUCGGAGAAGACGUGACUGGGCUGAUCUCAAAAGCAGUGAUAGAUCUGUGGCAACUGUUCAACAACACAACGACUACAGCGAGCCGCUUUUUAUUGGCUUGGUGCGCAUUUUACAAACACCCAACACUUUACCUCCAUUGACGAUCAUGCAAGCUGUUCAGGACGAGUAUAUCACUCAGCACACAACCGGUGGCACCAUUAUACAAACCGAUCAUCGCAUCGCCAUCAUUGCUGGUUAUCUGAGUGGCGAGGUGACGGGCAUGUCAGCAUACGAUUAUGUUUAUAGCGAAGAUUUGGAGUACACUCUCAAAGCUCAAAGCCUCAUGUUAACUCGGAGUGAAGGAAUGGUGACUUAUCGCCUAAAAACCAGUACGGGUCGUUUGAUUUUCCUUCGAUCAAGAGGUUUCAUCCAAUACGAUGAAAACACGAAGGAAAUUGUGAGCUUCUUCUGCAUCAAUUCACUCAUCGACGAAGAGCAAGGAAUGAAGGAAAUGCAGGAAAUGCGGGCCAUGUUAGACAAACUUAACAUUGCAACUGUUACGCCAGCGAUAGCGUCAUCGCCAACGAGCACGAUUGAACCAGUUGGAGCAGCUUCUACUCAAGAGCCACUUUCUCGUUGUGUUCGGGCGUCAGUGGGGAAACCACCGCCUUCUUUUUCUUCUAAUGGCUGCCACCUUGCGAAUGGGUCUAGGGUCUCGGGCCUGCCUAGAUCCAGUAUUAUGCCCAACGGACAUAACAGUUUAUGCAUUUCACCCUCCUCUGAACUUCAGUACUCCCCUUCAGGAUCGUCUUCGUCUUCUUUCAGUGAAGAACGUUGCCAAUCUUCUACACCGCAUUCGCUCGUGUCAUCUCCCAUGGAAAUUCCUAAUUUAGUUGCUGUUUCCUACCCAUUUGCACCCAUACCUUUCCCAUGGCGACCAUCGACAGACUGUUCUCCGAUCACCACGACAUCUAACGGUCACGUUAACACUAGAGAAGUUAGCAAAUCCCCCGAUGUCGAUCAGAGCGAUCCUCUUGGUGAACCAGGAUUGCUGGCUCUUACGCUGGAUCAUCAAUGGGAAACGGCUCCCAAUAGUCAGAGCAUGAUCGUCCAGCACAAUGGGCCACAAAGUCAUCAGCAGUCCUUGGUAGCCGUCAGUCCCCUUCAAGCUCAUUUGCUUCAGUCAUCGCCAAACGAUAACAUAGAACCGAUUCGGUCCACCCUGAAAUCGCCGCCAUCGUCCACCAGCUGUCCCGUUCAACCUCCCCACCAAUAUCAGGAAGAUGCUCUGAAAAUCUCGAUUCCCGAUCGUUGUCCGACGAAUGAACUGAGUCGAAACAACUGUCUCAACGGCUACAUCAUUUGGCCUCAAAAGAUGUCGCCCAAAAAUCGAAAGGAGAAUCUUAUAUUGUCGUACUUGGACGUCGACAAGCAUGCCUACAAACAGCCAGAGAUUACCGGAACUGCUGACCAGCACUACUAUCAUAGUGAUUUAAAAGUGAAUGCUGGAACCAACAGUGCAUAGAUUUAGCCGUGACGUUUUUUCUAGAACCGCAACCGGUGUACGACAUGUGGAAGAAGAUUCACAGUGACUGACGGUAUGAUGCCAACGAAAGUCUUGAAGAUUUGAUGUCUUCUAAUCAGCUGUUUUAUUCAUACGUAUCACUUUGUCCGAGGGAGAAAUCGUGUUCAUUCUUCGUUUAAAAAGAGGGAAAUCAAAUCCUUUUUUUUUU